This is a messenger RNA of Arabidopsis arenosa, 1527 nucleotides long. Lineage: Eukaryota; Viridiplantae; Streptophyta; Magnoliopsida; Brassicales; Brassicaceae. The record is from the annotation of a GenBank genome assembly.
ACUCAAUUUUCAAGUAGUUCCAUCUUCUAAACAUUUUCAUCAUAAUCAUCGUAUGGAGUUCGAGUCAGUGAUCAAAAUGCAUUAUCCGUAUCUCGCAGCCGUUAUGUACGAUGAUAGCCUCGCUUUAAAAGAUUUUUAUCCAUCUCUUACCGAUGAUUUUCCUUGUGUACACAAUGUACAUCAUAAACCUUUCCAGAUUAAUCUCGAUAGGUCACAUCUUCCAUCGAUGGUAAACUCUAAUCCUGAUCUUUGUCACAAGAAUCUUUCAUCAAAGAUCUCAAGCACAACUUCCGAUCACUUUAUACAAAAUCUAAAUAUUGUUCCCUAUCACUUUGAUAUGCAGCCUCACACAUAUGAAACACCUUCAAAAGAAACCAUUAGGGGCAUCACUCCUUCUCCAUGCACCGAAGCUUUCGAGGCAUAUUUUCAUGGCACAUCCAACGACCAAGGGUUUUUUGGCAUGGCCUAUACCACCUCACCAACUACUGACCCCAACGUUUCACAUGUCUCACAUGACAAUACUAUGUGGGAAAAUGAUCAAAACCAAGGAUCCAUCUUUGGGACCGAGUCAACCUUCAAUCUAGCCAUGGUGGACUCUAAACCAAUCUUGAGCGCAAAUGAAGAUACCAUCAUGAAUCGACGUCAAAAUAAUCAGGUAAUGAUCAAGACCGAGCAGAUCAAGAAGAAGAACAAGAGAUUGCAGAUGAGGAGGAUAUGUAAACCCGCGAAAAAAGCUAGCAUCAUCAAAGGACAAUGGACUCCUGAAGAAGACAAGUUAUUGGUGCAAUUAGUGGAACUUCAUGGAACUAAAAAAUGGUCUCAGAUUGCUAAGAUGCUUCAAGGACGAGUCGGAAAACAGUGCAGAGAAAGGUGGCAUAACCAUCUCCGUCCCGAUAUCAAGAAAGAUGUAUGGACUGAAGAAGAGGAUAUGAUACUGAUAAAAGCCCACAAGGAGAUUGGGAAUAGAUGGGCUGAGAUCGCUCGAAAGCUCCCGGGACGCACCGAAAAUACGAUCAAGAACCAUUGGAAUGCGACAAAACGUCGACAACACUCAAGGAGGACUAAAGGAAAAGAUGAAAUCUCCCUUGCACUUGGUAGCAACACUCUUCAGAACUACAUUAGGUCUGUUACUUACAACGAAGGUACCUUCAUGACCGCAAACGCAAACGCAAACAUUGGUCCAAAAAACAUGAGAGAUAAAGGUAAGAAUGUAAUGGUUGCGGUCUCGAAGUAUGAAGAGGAUGAGUGUAAGUAUAUUGUUGAUGGUGUAAUGAACUUGGGUUUAGACAAUGGAAGGAUCAAGAUGCCAUCAUUGGCGGCUGUGUCAGCUGCUUCCGGAUCAGCGUCUACUUCUGGUUCUGCGUCCGGUUCUGGAAGUGGUGUGACCAUGGAGCUUGAUGAGCCAAUGACUGAUAGCUAUAUGGUGAUGCAUGGAUGUGAUGAAGUUAUGAUGAACGAGAUUGCUUUGCUGGAGAUGAUUGCUCAUGGUCGUCUUUAGGCCGUGCAAUAUAAACAAGUCGAACUUGA